Molecule: messenger RNA, 6996 nt
Organism: Phycodurus eques (leafy seadragon)
Lineage: Eukaryota; Metazoa; Chordata; Actinopteri; Syngnathiformes; Syngnathidae
Gene: sphk2
Product: sphingosine kinase 2
Exons: 10
Coding region: 1139-3769 (876 amino acids)
Biological process (GO): sphinganine-1-phosphate biosynthetic process; sphingosine biosynthetic process; positive regulation of apoptotic process
Cellular component (GO): membrane; intracellular membrane-bounded organelle; cytoplasm
Source: RefSeq, a predicted model, not a curated record
CUUCUCGUCAUUGCAUUUCCUUUGCGCCGCUCAAAACUGCUGCUGCCGCUGAGAGCUGUGCGGCGCACACGUCCUGCAGCUGAGCCCACCACUUGUCACAAGAACAAACCACUGUCUCCGGGAGACAAGAUGAGCUCUGAGGACUGGGGUUCAAAUCCCGGCCCCGCUUGUGUGGAGUUUCCAUGUUCUCCCCGUGCCUGCGUGGGUUUUCUCCGGGUACUCCCACAUCCCAAAAACAUGCAAGGGUCGCGGGUGUGCUGUCGCCUAUCUCAGCUGUUUCCGGGUGAGAGGCAGGGUACACCCUGAACCAGUCGUCAGACAAUUGCAGGGCACGUCGUCUAGGAGCAGAGACCUCCGAGAGGGAACGUGACGCUUGGAAUUUUUUUACCAUGACAUGAACAAAGGAGCCAGCUGGAACUAUAUCAUUGUUUUUCUUUUGUCUUUUGUCUUUUUUUUGUGUCGUCCGUUUUGUUUGUUUAUUGUCUCCUGUCCACACGUCUCUUUACUGUUGCCAACACUCAGAUGGAGGAUAGAUAAGACUAUCAGGCACUUGUCCCUUUUAUUAUUAUUAUCGCUUAAAAUCAAGAGCAAUCCUGCACUUUUCAUGUUUGUCCAGCGCCUAACAGGCAGCCUCUACACAAGUGUGUAUAUUUAAUGACAUUUCUUAGCCUCCUUGUGCAAUCAAGGUGUGUUAUUUUAUUUUUUUUUACAUUUAGUCUUACUCAUUUAAUCAGUAUUCUCAGUGAAAGGUGAUGACUGUUUAAUUAUUUAAAGAGUUCUAUUGUUGGAUGUUGUAGCUGCUAAGUUGCCUCAAGUUGUGAUGUCAUUUUUGUUCUACCUAGUGGAUAUGACUGUUGUUUUAAAUGUUGACUAUUUUAAACUAUGACCUGAUUUGGAGUAAACUGUAGAGAGAUACCACAGGAGCUCCACACUGGAACGUUCCAUUUUGCACUAUGAACUGGAAACUAUUGACUUUGUUCUCCAGUGAAGACACUGAGAAGGACACAGUGGGAACAAAAAGCUGUUUUUAUCAUUCAAGAACUGAAAGAGCUUUUUUAAACUUUCAACUCCGCUUUGUAGCUUUUUAGACGCAUGAUUUUUUGCCCCAGUAAAGGUCAUCCACCUCCAGCAAGCGAAGAUGCGCUCCCCAGAACCGUCCUUCUUCCCCCCAUCAGAAGCCCUCCUUCACGGCCAGUUUGCUAGCUGGGUGUCCGGCAACAACGGCAGCAACAACAACAGCUGCCCCAACAGCCCAGGUGGGUCGGGCGGGAUCUCUCCCACCGCCUCCCCGACGCUGGCUCCGACCUCCAACUACGCUCUGACCCUUACCCACGCACACAUUCACAUCCAGCGCCUGUUGCCACGUCCGGGCAAGGAGGCCCGUCUCCUGCUGCCCCUGUCAGAGCUGCUGGGAUGCAGCUGCCCCCGAGCCCCCGCCCCCCCUCUCUUGGUGCUCUACUGGUACCCGCCGGGUAAACGCCGCAAAGGGGUAUCACGGCGCCGCCAGGUGAGGGCCUACAUGGCUGAGACCAGACCUGAGGCAGAGAGAUGGUCGGCCGCUGUGCAGUGUUUACUCCGAGGGGUGCCGGUCACUGCUGAAACAGAAUUUUCCAGAAGCCUCCUACCUCGUCCCAGGCGACUACUACUGCUGGUCAAUCCCUUCAGCGGGAGAGGACAGGCAAUGCAGUGGUGUCAGACGCGCAUCCUGCCUAUGAUUAGAGAGGCCAACAUCAGCUAUAACUUGAUACAAACAGAGCGUCAGAACCACGCCAGAGAGCUUAUCAGGGAGAUAUCACUCCCAGAGUGGGACGGUGUCAUCAUCAUUUCUGGAGAUGGCCUCCUGCACGAGGUGAUAAACGGCUUAAUGGAGCGUGCUGAUUGGGAGCAAGCAAUAAAAACGCCCGUUGGCAUUCUGCCCUGUGGCUCUGGCAACGCACUGGCUGGUUCCAUCAAUCACCAUGCAGGGUAUGACAUGUGUCUUCGGGAGCCUCUCCUUUUGAACUGCUGCUUCCUGUUGUGUCGCGGCGGCGUGCGGCCGAUGGACCUGGUCUCCGUGACGACUAGCCCACCCACCAUCAACAACAGUCGAGCUGCUACUGCAGUGCCCAGGAGGCUCUUUUCUUUCCUGUCCGUCGCCUGGGGAUUCGUGUCGGAUGUGGACAUUGAAAGUGAGAGGUAUCGUGGCCUGGGCUCAGCACGUUUCACUCUGGGCACGUUGGUGCGCAUCGCUUCCCUCCGCUCCUACAAGGGUCGUCUGUCCUACCUCCCUCCGUCCAUCAUGGCCUCAUCGCCCGACGCCACGCCUCCCCUGCCGAGGAGGCCCCUCUCCCGCAGCAUCACCGAGGGCCUGGAAGGCUUUUGCAAAAACCCCAUCCAUCGCACCUCCUCUGACAUGGGCAUCAGCGAACAGAGGAGUCUGCGACGGGGCGAGGGAGAGCAGGAGAAGGAGGAGAGGCAACGGGAAAGAGAGAGGAGACGUGAGCGAGCCCGGGGAGGAGGAACUGGCGUGGUGAGGGCCAGCAGCCUGAUGGAGGACAGGGAGAAGGAAAAGGAGGGGGAGGUAGAGAUGGAAGAGGAGAGGCUGAAGGGUGAAAGGGGUGAUUGUAACAUGGGAGGGGAUGCUGGAUUGGCACAGAUAAAAGAUGAACAGGAGGAUGAGGGAAGAACAGAGGAGGACUCUAGUGAGAUGGAGGAGGAGCAUCAGGCGGGUGAUGGGAAAGACCGUGUAAAGGGUGAGGGGGUGGUACAUGCUCAAGAGCUUGGUGAGGGCCUGGACGCAGACGAAGGUUCCUUCACCUACCAGGAUGGACUCCAGGAAACCAAACAGGCCCUCAGGAAGAACUCUGCUCCUUCAAGCCAGAUCGCCAACACUCUUUUCGGUCAAGCUGACUGCGAUUCCAGCCCCUCCUAUGGGGUGGAGGAUAUGGACCUGAAUGGAAGGUACUACCAGAAAGAGGAUUACCCUCUCGAUGUGGCCCGUGAACGAGCCCUCACCAUCUCCUCCCCCUUUCGUCACUCCCCCUUCUCCUAUAAACCCAGAACUGUGGACCAGAACCAAAACUCUUCACGGCCGAGGCCCCUCUCACUCCUGCAGCACUCCCACUCCAACUCCCUGCCUCCUAAACUUCCCUCCCUGUCCCUCUCUCUGUCCCCUACACCUCCAUCUUCACCUUCAUGUGCCUCCCCACACUCCUCGUCAUACCUAGUCCCGCGCCCCAACACUCCUGGGUCCACCUCUCCAUCGCCCCCCAUACGCACGCCUUCCUCGUCUUUCAACUUUGACAUCGCCGAGCCAGCCGGACCCCUCAAGAACCGUCCUUACGUCACACUGCCUUUAAAUGUCCCGAGAGAUGACUUGUUGCCCUCUCUGGACCAACCCCUUCCCACACGAGACUGGAUCACUAUAGAGGGGGACUUUGUCCUGGUCCUGGCCCUCUAUCAGAGCCAUCUGGGAGCUGACCUCCACGCCGCUCCGCAGGCCAGGUUUGACGAUGGACUUAUCCACCUGACCUUUGUGCGGGCGGGCAUAUCCAGAGCCACAUUACUCCGACUGUUCUUUGCCAUGGAGAGAGGAACGCACCACUCUGUCAGCUCACCAUAUGUCAGCCACGUUUCCUGUCGCGCCUUUAGGCUGCAGCCUCUGUCUACACGCGGGACCCUCACUGUGGACGGAGAACUGGUGCCUUAUGGGCCCUUGCAAGCGCAGGUUCAUCCCUCCAUGGCGCGCCUCAUUGUUGGUGACUCAGGAUUGGAGGUCACCAGGUUCUAAUCAGGGAUUGGUUGAAACUGAGCAAAAGCGCUCAAUUCUGAAUUAUGUAAUGUCUGUUCCUGCGCAUGCUCGGAGAGACUGGAUUGCACAAACAAUUUGACAGAAAGGGGAUAACCUUACCGAGCCAUGCAUCAUUAGAGCAUGAAUGCAGAGAUUAAUAGAAAAUAGAUAUAAACUGCACCGCACUGCACAGCUGUGGGAUUACACGAAACGAACCUGCAGACGCAUGAAAACUGCACAGGCUGGAAUAACGAGGGAAGAAAAAUCGAAUGUCAGCUGAUUUUUUUAUUUUUAUUUUUAUUUUGCUAAGACAGUGCAGGUGUAUGUAUACACGACAGUAUGCAUGCUCAGAAGAACUACCCAUGUUUUGCCUGACAGGGAAAUACUUUGCAACUGACACCAUACAACGUUAGAACGUUUCAAGCUUCGGUUGUUUACACAGUUCAUUUCAUUUACAUUACCCCCAACAGUAUUUGAUGUUUUCGUUAUUUUGUACUCAUUAAUCUUCUGGAGUGCAUUUAACUUUACGUUCAUGCAGCACACAAAAGCCUCUCGUACACAGAGCCGUAACAGAAGACCUGGUAUUUAUCCAUGUUUUACACAGAACCAAGCAAAGGCAAGCAAUUGCCAAAGGACAGUAUAAAUACGAUACAAGGGGUACAGAGCAGUCAACUUUACUGUUCCCACAAUGACGUUUAAAGCAUGGCUUAGAAUAGUCGCUAAUCAUGUAUUUCAGGAUGAAGCAGAGCCUCUUGAAGCAGCAAUCGGCCCGCAUUAUUAAAGUGUAAGUGCAAUCAUUCCAGCACCCUCGAAGAGGUCUAUGAUUAUUAGCAAAAACUGCUAAUUCCUACCAAGCAGAGACCCUGUCGUGCUGGGCCCAGAAAGAGAGGACAGAUUUCCCUCUUUGGCCAAGUUGUGCAAACAUUACCUGGCUAACCCAGCAGCAAGCACACCCAGCGAGAGGAUAAUUUUUUGUUUGUUUCCCCUCUAGCUGGAAAUACCAUCACGUGACAGUGGGCGAGCUAACCCACGUCCAUGCGCUUGUGUUCUAAUGUUCUGUGUAAAGUCAGUCUUCGAGCCAUUAUACUGUACUGAAAAAAUAUCUGUGACGUCAUAGGCGACUAGUCAACAACUACUCGACUUUAAUCACAUUAUCGAUUUAAAAACAACAACCUGAAAUCGUGCUAUCCCAAACGGAUACUACCAUAAAAGUGCAUAAAUGUCAUUGCAGUGUCUACAGGGUUUCCUCUUGUGUCGUUGACAUGGACCAAUAUUUUCCUACUUGCCACCAGCCAUCAACAGCUAGUAAGGUGCGCAAUGUGGGGGGUUCCCGUUGUCGUUGCUGUGUCUAAAGCGGUGCCAUUGUUUUGUCAUUGAUAUGGGCCAAUGUCAGUUGUCUGUCGGGGUCCCCGUCAGCUCAAGACACUAGGCGAUUGCCUGGCCUGUUACGGCGUCUUUAAAUCAGAAUCAUCUUAAUUUUUCAAGGAUGUAAAAACACACACAAGGACUUUGUCUCCGGUAGUUGGAGCCUCUCUAGUCUGACAAGAAACAGGCAUUUGACAGAAAAUACUUUUGAGACAUAAAAACAGUACGGAGAGUCACUGAGCAAUGAAAGGUUCCCAGUAAUGUGGUAAUGCUGAUACAAUACACAAUGUUUUUGAGAAUUGUGCAAAUGUUGCAGUCCUCUAGCAAUUUAGAGCAUUUUGAAAUGACUAAUAGAGCAAUAGUCUGGUACAGUGACCAUUGUGCAAAUGGCACAGAGACUUUAAGAAAUUUAAGCAGUUUAAAGUGCCUAGUAGUGCGUAAUCUGGAACACUGUCAAUUGUGCAAAUAAUGCAGAUAUUUCUCAAGCACAUGAGUGGCCAGUAUUGGUCAACAACAGAUGUGCAAAUAGUGCAGAGUGAAUUCAUGAAUCUGUUAAAACUCCAAACAAGCUGCAAGGUUAAGGCUGCGCAACAAAGUUAUGCCUUCGAGUCCAAACUUAAUUGUAGCGACAGCACUUCCAAAAGGAUGAAAAUGACGGUGCUGUAUACAAAACAGCAACACAUAAAAAGGCCUAAAAAGAGCGACUUUGAAUGGCAGUGGCCUCUUUCGAGAUCCUGCAAAAUCACAGCAUCUGAGCUGUAACUGACUUUUACGCACCUGUGUGCAUGUUCACAUAGUAACACAGUAGCCUGCAAUCAGAUAAUUACACGAGACGUGCAAUACUUGUCGGACAAUAACAACAAGGCAGGAGAAACGAGUGAUGUGUGAACACUAAAAAAGGGAAACAAUACCGCCUUUUAGAGGCAGUGUGAAAGGGGCUAAAAUCACAACACUAGACACUAACCCUCGGACGGCGCACUCAAAUGUUUUUAAGGUGCAGAAUCGGUUACUUAGAAGAAAGCACUAGUAAAAGUACCUAAGUGCAGAUGCAUCAUGCUACAAUAAAUGAUUAAUGUAAAAGAGAUUACAUUUGUCAUUUUUUAAAAUAUUUUUUAUCCGGGAAAGUUGAAUGUAUUAACAACACUUUUUUGGCGGGGUUCACAUUAGGACGUGGUGGCGAUGUAAAUGAAUUUGACUGAACGUUGACAACUGACUAGGAAAUCAAGUCAAUGUGUUGAGCUUUGCCUUAAAUGACUUCACAGCUAUCCUCAAGUGGAAUCAACACCAUGGAGUGGUAAAUAAUGACCUGCUUUGUGUAAAUGUAAUUAUGAGACCUGCUGAUGAACCGGUCAAAUCAAUAGCAUGUGCACUGUAUCAAUCAGUCAAGAUAGUGUGUGAAAUACUUGGGUCUUUAUCAGCACAGAGCAUGUCCUGGUCAUGCCUGGAGAUAUCAAUGCCUUUGUAUUAUAAGCCUGUUGAAAUUCCUGUUCGAACAUUACUGCAAAGAGUGGAAUAACACUCUUUACUGGUCACCAGUCUGCUAUUUUGCUUGUACUUUUUUUUUUUGUACCCAAUUUACCGCAGUGGCGUAGCAGUCUCGGCUUGUAACAGCACCAUGUAGAAGAAUCUGACAAUUUACACUUUUUUUGCCAAAAUGUACAAUAUUAAAAAAUGAAAAUUAAAUUAAAAUUUUAAAAAUUGACUUAUUGUGGAUGGUUGAAAUGAACAAAUUGAUUUGACAAUGCUGCGGUUGCCAGGCCUCUACUGAUAAUCCCAUUGAUUCAGUUGUCCGUUGUGGCCCUGCUUGUGAAGAAACUGCAAUUAUUACUAAAAUGACGGAAGAAGAUAUAGGAUUACAGUGC